Molecule: messenger RNA, 2286 nt
Organism: Entamoeba nuttalli P19
Lineage: Eukaryota; Evosea; Mastigamoebida; Endamoebidae
Exons: 1
Coding region: 1-2286 (761 amino acids)
Source: RefSeq, a predicted model, not a curated record
AUGGUUGCAUCAUUCUUCAUUAUUGCUUUGCUUCUCUUUACUCAUCAAUCCUUUGCUCAAACUUAUCAAGGAGAGCAUUGUGAUCUUGGGUGUUUAUUAAAGAAACUUAAUCUUACAAUAGAACUUGGUAGAAAUGAUGCAUGUGCCAGUGAUAUUAGAACUGCCCAAAUGUGUUUUAAAUCAAUAAAUAUUAAUUCAAUUGAACUUGGUGAAUUAACUACUUCAGAAGAUAAUGUAAUAAAUCCACAAUCAUUAACAGUUAAUGUUGGAGUAAAUAGUAUAUAUGCUAAAGCUGUUUUUUGGUUAUACAAAAACACUGAUGCAGAAGUUGGUGAAAUGGAAUUUGUUGUUAAAAAUAUUAAAGUGAGUAUGGCUCUUGAUUUUGAAACAGAAGAGUAUCUGGGAUAUAAUAUUGUUAAAAAAGUAUUUACUAAAAUAACUGUUCAUGACGGAAUAUCUUUUGAGAACGUUGUUUGUACAUGUUAUGAUGGAGGAUUUAUUAGUGACCAUACUUGUUGGUGGAUUAAAACUACUGUUGAUAUAGCUAAUGGACUUCUUGAUAGUAUUGUUCCUACAGUACUUGAUAGUCAAAUGUCUAAAAUUGAAGAAUCAGUAAAUACUGCUUUAACUGAUUUAUUUGCUGAUGUCAAUGAUAAUUAUAUUAAACCAUAUAUUGGUAAUCUUGACCCUCAAUAUAUUCCUGUUCCAGAAGGAAUGAUGAACGUAACUGAAAGUUCAAUGUUUGAUAUGGUUUCUUGGGCAACAACUUAUUUACUUGGAGGUAAUACUUCACUUGGAUUAAAUAAUUUAAUCAAUAGAUUCACACAAAAUACAGGAAAUAUUGUGGUUGGAUCAAAUAAUAAUGAUACAUUCUCAGAUUUGUCUCCAUUAAUUGUAGAAUUAUUAACUUUCAAUGAUAUUGAUUUAGGCGAUCUUAAUGCUACUUUGGAUUUCGGAAUUACAUUCUUUAAUAUUAGUGGAUUAAACACUUGUAGUAAAAUGGAAUUCUUUGAGCCAUUAAGAAAUACUAUUGACCCAGUUACAAAUCAAUCAAUUUGUAAUACUUUAGAUACAUGUGAUCAACAAUUAAAACUUUCAUCUGCCCUUGAUCGUUUAGAAAUUAAUAUAACAUUUGCACUUAAUAUUACUUCUAAUAGUACUACACUAGAUAUGGAAGGAGAGGUAUUACAUGAAGAAGGUAAUUUAUAUAUUAAAGUAACUGAUAAUUAUAUGGAAGGAAGAGUUCAAGUUGCUAUUCCAGAAGGACAAUUUGAAGAGUAUUCAAAUAACCAAUGCACUAAUCUUACUUGUUGGUUAGCAUUAUUCCAAAAUGGUACUGGUAUUCCAUACAUUCAAUUUAAUACAUCAUUGGAUUCUUUACAUUUAAGUGCUGGAUCCCCUGAUGCAACAAGUGAAUUAGAUAGAGGGGUUCAAAGUUUAAUUAAUUCUGUUGCUGAUGUAUUUAUUAAUAGAUAUAGAGCAGUUAUUCCUGUAUUCUUAAAUGGAUUAGUCAAUAAUCUUGGAACUGGUUUUAUUAAUGAUUACCUUAAUGAUAAUUUAAAUGCUACUUGUGAAGAAAAUCCUGAUCCUGAAGUAAAAGAGUAUAAACCAGCUAUUGUGGCAUCAACAAUUUCAAUUGCAGUUGUAUUAUCUAUUAUUUUAUGUGCUAUUGCAAUUAUUGUUUUAGUUGUUAAAUGGAGAUUUGGAAAGAAUCAUGAAGAGUCAUCUGUAACAACUACAGGAGAGAGUAAAGAAAGUGAUUCAUCAAGCGAAGGGGAAAAAGAAAAGAAACCAUUUUUACAAAGAUUAAAAUCAUUCCCAUUGUGGUUCUGUAAACAAUGGUUAAGAACAGAUGAAAAAGGAGCAUCAUUAUUCCUUCAUCCUCGUGUUAAUAUUGUGAUUAGAGUUAUUAUGCCAUUCUUAAUUCUUUUGAAUAUUGCAUUAUUCAUUACAUCUAAUACAGGUACAGGAGCCACAGUUAAUGCAUAUAUCUCAAUUGGAAGUGGUCAAGUUAUUACAAUGCCAGUUUCUGAUUUUGGGUUAAUGAAUUCAGUAGAAGAUAUGUGGACAGCUGGAGUAUAUCCACUUGCUGUUUUAAUUAUGGUAUUCUCUGGAAUUUGGCCUUAUACCAAAUUAGUAAUUUUAUUAUUCACAUGGUUUAUGCCAUCAACAUUAGUUGUUCCUAAAGUAAGAGGUAUUAUUUUAAAAGUAUUAGAUGCGUUAGGUAAAUGGUCUAUGCUUGAUUCAUACGUUAUGGUAUUGAUGAUUGUUUCAUUUUUUCUUUGA